AUGGCCCAGGAACGCACCGGUAUCAUUGUUGGCACCAACAGUGGCCACAAAACCACUCCCCUCAACACCCCCAAGAACAAGAUCAGCCGUACCAAGGGCCAGUCUUCUCGCCGCACUGCGUUCGUCCGUGAGGUUGCCCGUGAGGUCGUUGGCCUUGCCCCCUACGAGCGCCGCAUCAUUGAGCUCCUGAGAAACACCCAGGACAAGCGUGCCCGCAAGCUCGCUAAGAAGCGCCUCGGUACCUUCGUCCGCGGUAAGCGCAAGGUUGAGGACAUGCAGCGCGUCAUCGCUGAGGCCCGCCGUGUCCAGGGCCACUAA
This is a messenger RNA of Penicillium manginii, 318 nucleotides long. RefSeq names its product 60S ribosomal protein eL36. The transcript has 3 exons. The record is from RefSeq and is a predicted model, not a curated record. Gene Ontology annotation, molecular function: structural constituent of ribosome. NCBI's taxonomy places the organism in Eukaryota, Fungi, Ascomycota, Eurotiomycetes, Eurotiales, Aspergillaceae. Gene Ontology annotation, biological process: cytoplasmic translation. Bases 1 to 318 code for a protein of 105 amino acids. Gene Ontology annotation, cellular component: ribosome; cytosolic large ribosomal subunit.